Cynoglossus semilaevis (tongue sole) is the source of this 1623-nucleotide messenger RNA. Its product is annotated as leucine-rich repeat-containing protein 15. Bases 457 to 1530 code for a protein of 357 amino acids. The record is from RefSeq and is a predicted model, not a curated record. The transcript is spliced from 9 exons. Lineage: Eukaryota; Metazoa; Chordata; Actinopteri; Pleuronectiformes; Cynoglossidae. Gene Ontology annotation, molecular function: protein binding.
UAUUUUUCUGUGUACUUUUCUUCAAAUUUCUAGGGAUGUUGUUUAGAACUAGGGUCCCCCAACUAACUGGACCAGGAUCUUCCACACAGGGUACUGAUUUCCUACCAUACCCAAAAAUCUGCAGUUGUUAAGUGUGAGUGCUGGUUUGUCUCUAACAUCAUCAACUUUGAUCGCAGGCCGAAUCUGCCGAGAACUGAUCCAGCAGCAGUUAAAACGCCAGGUCGUGUCCACUAGUUGAGGAUUAAUGGAAUGAGAAACAACUAACUUUGGACCAGACCUGCUGUGAUGCAGUCUGAGAUGGCGAUGUAACUACGAAACGCUGUAUGUCGAGGACGUUGUAAACUGAGGACUCCCUGGAUACCUGUGGCGGCGACACCAGGGGGUAGAAGUUUUUACAGGAUCAAAAAAAUCACAGUGUGACGAAAAGGUGGAAAAACAAAAACCUCUGCAGUCAGGAUGCAGCACUCAGUGGUGUUGAUGCUGGUGGUCCUGUGGGUGGCACAGACUGUACAGACCUGUCCUGAUGUCUGUAAAUGCUCCCAAAAGCCCGAAUCAGAAAAGCUGGAGGUCGACUGCCACAGGAAGGCUCUUCAGCAUUUCCCUGCCGGAGUGCCGCGCGAUGCUAGCGUCCUAAAUCUGGGUCAUAAUGAUAUAACAGAAAUACUGCCUCGGGCUCUGCGGUCAUUUCCAAAGCUCGAGAGCCUCAUUCUGGAAAAAAAUGCCAUCAAGUCCAUCCAGCUGCAGGCCUUCGUUGGUGCCAGGCACUUGGAACUACUUAAUCUUGACAAAAACCACAUCACCAGCCUACCAUCAAAGGGAUUUAAGGGCCUCCUAAACCUUCGUUUCCUCAGGCUUGGAGAGAACCAGAUUGGUGUUCUGAAAGCAGACAUGUUUGUGAGCAUGAAGAAUCUGUCAGAACUUGAUCUUCCUUUUAAUGCACUGUCUGCACUGCCAUCGAAUGCCUUCAAGUACCUCACGGCCCUGAAAGUGCUGGGACUCUCCUCGAACGGCAUCAAGAAGAUGUCGUCGAAGGCUUUCAACGGUCUCCAACGACUGAUGUUUCUCAACCUGGACAGUAACAGUCUCAAGAAUUUUCCUGCUGGGACAUUCCUGCCUCUUCAAAAUCUGGGAAUGCUGAUUCUAGAUAACAACCUUCUUUCUUCACUGAAUCCUUCAGCGUUGGAUGGCUUGCUCAACUUGGAGGAUCUUUACCUGAGGAAGAACAACCUGGAGCACCUGCCGCCGUAUGUGUUCCACAACUUGCCAAAGCUCUCUCAACUGGCUCUCAGCGGAAACCGCCUGAAAACGGUGGACGGUCAAAUCUUCUUCCAUAUGCACAACUUAAAAAAGUUAAGCAUCCACGACAACCCGUGGAGGUGUGACUGUAACCUCGGCUCCCUGGUGCAGUGGAUGGGACAGACUCAGGCUAAACUGUCUCCUCCUUCCACCUUGAGAUGUUCCAGUCCUCCAGAACUCUUCAAAAAGAUGCUGAGCAGCCUCAAAGACGAUAAACUGUUUUGCCCUGUCUGACAGACUGAGUGUUAACUGCACAUUUAGAUUCACAUUCACUCAAACAAUGUAGAUGUCUGUGUUGACCUAAGGUUUCAAACUCAUUUUGGUUCA